Messenger RNA from Naegleria gruberi, 2286 nucleotides. RefSeq lists its product as uncharacterized. Lineage: Eukaryota; Heterolobosea; Eutetramitea; Acrasida; Naegleriidae. Bases 1 to 2286 code for a protein of 761 amino acids. The record is from RefSeq and is a predicted model, not a curated record. The transcript is spliced from 2 exons.
AUGGAGGCGGUUAAGCAGAAUGGCGGUGCAAUAGAAUUUACGUCUGAUGAGCUAAAGAGAGACAGAGAAAUAAUAAGUGAGGCUGUUAGAAAAGAGGGAAACGCACUUUUGCUUGCAUCUGAAGAGUUUAGAAAAGACAGAGAAUUGCUUAUUGAAGCCGUUAAGCAAUAUGGAAGGGCAUUACAAUGGGCGCCUAAAGAAUUUAAAAAUGAUAGAGAAAUUGACUUGUUUGCAGUCAAGGAAUAUGGAUCAGCAAUUGACUAUACUUCUAGUGAAUUGAAAUGUGAUAGGGAAUUUGUUUUACAAGCUGUUAAACUAAAUGGAAUGGCACUUCAAUAUGUAUCUUUUGGAUUGAGAAAUGAUAGAGAAAUAGUAAUGGAAGCUGUCAAACAAAAUGGAUGGGCGCUUGAAUGUGUAUCAAGAGAAUUAAGGAAAGACAGAGAAAUUGUUGUCGAGGCUGUUAAACAAAAUGGAACUGCUCUUGAAUAUGCACCAGAAGAAUUGAGAAAUGACAGGGAAAUUGUGUUACUAGCUAUCAACCAAAAUAUUUCUUCAUUCAAAUAUGUAUCAGAUGAAUUGAGAAAUGACAGAGAAAUUGCAAUGCUAGCAGUUAAAAAAGACGGAUAUGCCAUUGAAAAAACUUCUAGUGAAUUGAGAAAUGACAGAGAAAUUGUCACAGAGGCAGUUAAACAAAACGGACUAUUGCUUAGUGAGGCAUCAGAAGAAUUGCGAAAUGAUUGUGAAAUUGUAUUGCUUGCUUUUAAAAAUAAUGAGAGUUCACUGGUAUAUGCAUCUGAAGAAUUGAAAGCAGAUGGAAAAUUCAUUCAACUUCUUCGAAGUUAUUUAUUUGAAAAGCAGCCUUAUGAACUUCCAGGUUAUGCUGCUCCAUCAACAUUGAUAAAAUUCUCCACAGGAAAACAAUAUAGGAACAUGAUGGAAAAUUCCUUCCGAGAUGUUGUUUGUAAAUUUAGGGAGUAUUCGUUCUUGAUCAGAGAAAAAUCUUUUUAUGAUUAUUUAAAGCCUGAAUUUAUGCAACAAUAUAAAAUUGAGAGAAAUUUGAGUUUAUUUGUGAGUGAGAUUUGGAGCGGAACAUCGGCUACGUGUGUUAGGGGAGGAUCUGGUUUAAAUCCGUAUGUUCUUGUUGUGCCAAGAUUGGAGUUGGUGGAACAGGUGAUUAGAGAUUAUUUGGAAUGGUGGAGAUCGAAUGAUUUGUUUAACUCUGUAAAAUAUUGGAAUGAUUUUGAUAUAUUUAGAAUAGCAGAUUCGAAUACAGAUGGAAGAGGUGAAUUGAAAAGUGUUUUUGAAAUGACGUGUUUUACUUUGGAGGAAGGGGAGUAUGUUAAAAACAUUUCAGAUAAGGGUUAUUUUGAAAUGACAUUCUUGACUAAUUUAGGACAUUUUUAUCACAUUAUUCAAGAUAGAAAUGGUGGGAAGAAUAUAAUUACAAAAUCAGCUGAAUUAUUUACUGGACUAGCAGUUGGUGGAUCAUUUUGGAUUGGGUGGACAAGUACUAACCUUUUUCUAUUUGGACAUAAUUUUUACAUUCAUAUGCAAAACAGGAAAGCAAGCAUACCUAGUGAAAUUCUAUCAAUUGAUGAUGUUAGUUGCGGAUGGGAUAAUAUAUUUAUUGUGGCCAAUUCUAGGAAAGAUGUAUUUGGAUUUGGCAGAAAUUUUGGGUCUUUUUUCACUCCAAACCACAAACAAACACCAAAUAUAGUUCAAAUUCCACUCGACAAAUUAAAACUCCCAGAAGAAACCAUUCAAAAGGUCUCCGCAGCAGAUGAAGCAGCUGUAAUUUUAUUGGAUUCUGGAAAUUUAAUCAUUAAUAAUUAUGCACUGAAUCGAACUUCUUUUAGUAUUUUUUCUAGUAAAUUAUGGACUAGAAUUGAUGCUGCCAAAACUUUGAACAAAUUUCAAGACUCGAGAAUUAUUGAUGUUGGAGUUGGAAGAUCCAAAAUUUCUGUACUUACUUUCAAUCAUUGCAUUUCAGUGUACUCAUUGGAUUUUACAUUGGAAUUUGAAACCAAAUUACACAUAUCCUGUUCCUUAGAUUAUCCUCUAUUUGUUAUGAAUAAGACAAAGAUUGUGGAUGAAAGCAAGAAAAGAAUAGUUCAAGAAUCAUUUAAUCCCUCCCUCAUUUUCAACCCAACAAUCAUACAGGCAGAAGAGAGUGUUCAAGUAUGGUAUCAUGCUCAUAAUCCAAUCGAUUUAUUUCAAUCAGAUUAUAGACGAAAUAUGAUUUCCUCUUCACUCCACUUUUCAGAUUUACAAUUCAACUUUGUUUAA